This is a messenger RNA of Dreissena polymorpha, 3317 nucleotides long. RefSeq names its product 5-hydroxytryptamine receptor 2C-like. NCBI's taxonomy places the organism in Eukaryota, Metazoa, Mollusca, Bivalvia, Myida, Dreissenidae. Gene Ontology annotation, cellular component: membrane. Bases 1013 to 2554 code for a protein of 513 amino acids. The record is from RefSeq and is a predicted model, not a curated record. The transcript is spliced from 3 exons. Gene Ontology annotation, molecular function: dopamine neurotransmitter receptor activity, coupled via Gi/Go; G protein-coupled receptor activity. Gene Ontology annotation, biological process: adenylate cyclase-activating adrenergic receptor signaling pathway.
CUCAGCUCGACCAAGUAGACCUCAGCUCGAUUGCCACCAGAUCUUCACACGACCAGAUCGUGAUGGUUGUACUACAGUCGUAUAAAGCGAUCUAAAAUAACUCUGGUAGAAGUCGAGUGGAUCGGGUACAGAGCUCGUGUAUGGUCGAAUAGCAAUUGUUCAACUAUGAUGUGAUAGAAUCAGCUAAACAACACCAGAUGUAACUCAAUAGAAACGGCUUCAGCUGUCAACUAUUCGAAGUGCCACAAAAUGUAAUUAUAACAAAUGAAUGAACCCUUGGAGCAAACAUACGUCAUCAUUGCAAUCACUACAUCGCUUAUUGAUGACAAUUUCUAUAAUCAUAAUACAAUUGAAUCUAUUUCCUGUUCAAAGCAGAAUCAGUCCUAUAAAGGGGUAAAUGAUCUUUUAAAAGAACUGAGAGUGAUCAUUUAAGAUGGAAUGAUAAUUACGACGUAUUAUAUAUAUCAUAUAAAUACUAAGUUUGUAAGUUGUUAAUGGUCUGAAUGUUUUGCAGAAUGGGCAACGUUUUUAUUUGAACAUUAUUGUGUCAUGACCUGAAUGAUUAAAAAUAUAAUUAUGUUAUUGGCUUACCUGAGACAUAGCUGUGUGCAUUCUAUAGCUUGCCUGACAUAUCUCAACAAACUAGAUCUAGCUUUGUGCGUUCUAUAGCUUGCCAAACUUCUACAAACUUGACACAGCUGUGUUUGUUAUCUUGCCUGCCAAACCCCAACAAUCAGGAAAUCUAUUGCCUGCCAAACCCCAACUGGAAAAAAUGUGUGUUCGAUUGCUUGCCAAAACCUCAACAAACUGGACAUAGCUGUGUGUGUUCUAUUGACUGCCAAACCACACCAAACUGAUAACCUUGGAUUAAAAGACAUAUCUGUGUGUUCUAUUGCUUGUUCAACCCGACCAAACUGAGCUGCAAAGUGGAAUAUCUGGAUUAUAUGACAUAACUGUGUGUUCUAUUGCUUGCCCAACCCGACCAAACUGGAAACUAUGCCCAGGGUCCCUGAUGAGGAACAACUCAGAUUUCACUCUCCAAAACCACACAAACUCUUCAGAGGCUGACAUCAAUGAUGUUGUUUACAACUGGGAGGUACUGUUGCUACUUCCCAUAAUGCUAUUCGGAAUCAUGGGAAACAUCCUCGUGUGUAUGGCCGUUUCCAUGGAGAAACGCCUGCAGAGCGUGACCAACUACUUCCUGUUGUCGCUAGCGGUGACUGACCUACUUGUGACCAUCAUCGUCAUGCCUUUCAGCAUGGUACACGAGUUCUUCGGUUACUGGCCUUUCGACUACGUGCUCUGUGAUAUCUACGUGACAAGUGACGUGUUCAUGUGCACCUGCUCCAUCCUGCAUCUAUGCACGAUCUCCCUCGAGCGCUACCUCGCCAUCAGCUGUCCCCUAUCCGUCAGAAACAAAUCAAAAGGCGUCGUCAUCAUCAAAAUCUUUCUCGUGUGGAUCAUCGCCGGGGCUAUCACCAGUCCGAUCACUGUUCUCGGUAUGCGUGAUCACAGCAAUAUACUGAACAGCAGUCAGUGCGCUUUGACUAACGAGUAUUUUAUUAUCUAUGGCUCCAUCGGGGCGUUCUUCAUUCCUCUAGGCAUUAUGGUGAUCUCGUAUGGACUAACAGUGCGACUUCUCCACAGGCAGUCCAUAAUGUGCGGACAGGGGCGGGACAAUGAGGGUCAACCGAUGAUACGACGAUCUAUCAGCCGUAGGCCGUACAAGUUCAGACAGAGAGUGAAAUUCGAAAGGAGACGAAUGCAGGAUUGUGUGGAGGCAAACUGCAAGGACUAUAUUGAGUAUCCAAACAGAAGUUUAAGCGUCCAGUCUGAGCGAUCUACCACUCAUGACUAUAUUGAGUAUCCAAAUAGAAGUUUAAGCGUUCAGUCUGAGCGAUCAACCGCUCAUGACACGUCCGACCAAGAAAUGACACCACCCCCAUCACCAAGGUACUCCAAAAACGGAGGCUCAUUGUCACAGAUGAGCACAGUAAUGGAAGAAAACCACAACGGCGUGAAUUGGCGCAAGAAUAGCAACCAUACAGGUAGCACAAUGAGUAUCUCCCCGAACUCACCUAAGCGUUUGAAAACCCUGGUCUCCAAGCAUCACAUUGCUCUAAAGGCUGCAAGCAUCUUGCUUCUGAGAAAAGACGACCUGCAACACACCUCCCCUCGACAUGAACAAGACGAUGUCAACACAGAACAGAGGGCUUCAAAAGUGCUCGGUGUCGUUUUUGCAAUAUUUGUUAUAUGCUGGGCACCAUUUUUUAUUGUGAAUAUUAUGACUGUGCUUUGUAAAUCUUGCCAAUUUGCACCUUUGUUGAUAACUUCUUGCGUAUGGCUGGGUUAUGUGUCAAGCACGUUGAAUCCCAUCAUCUAUACAAUGUUUAAUAAAACAUUCAAGAUGACAUUCAUAAAAUUGUUGAAGUGCCAAUACAAGACAAUACAGAAAUCCUUGAGAGUUCGAUGGCACAGCCAUAAUGGCUACCAGUCCACGUUUAGAACGCAAAGUUAUUACAUGAACGAUGAUAGGGCAGAGUCACAAUUAUGAAUUAUGUUUCCAGCAUGAUUGAAUGCAAACCUCAUUCUUUACAAAAAUAAAACUUAUACAUAUAGCAUCAAAAACUAUAUGAAUCACGGAAAACUACAAUGAACAGCAAAACUACUGCAAAAAGAACUUCAUUUUUAGACGAUAAGACAAUCUGUGAAAUGUUGUGUACAAUGCAAUUGUAAACAUUCAGAUUAAUACACAAUUACAGUUCUUAUAAGAAUAAAUUAGUUGUAUCAAUCUUUUCAAAUAAUAUUAGUUCAAUUUCAAGCAAUUUUAAAAUUCAUUUCUUUACGACAAUCAUAAGUAUACUUUCAAAUGUAAUAUUAUACAUGUUUGUAUCCUUCUUUAAUUCAAUUUGUUGAUAUAUAGAUAUUGUAUACCAUUUUAUUUAUUGAUAAUUUUGUGUUAUAAUGUGAACUUUUGCCUUGCAAAUAUAAUAUGCAUGCUAUUUAUAAAGAAAGCUACAGAAAUAUUCCCAAAUAAACGCUAUUUUAUUUAUUUUUCAAAUAAGGUGAGUUUCCAACAAUAUGGAUCAAGAAAGGGUGUGUACAUUAUGAUAGGGGCAUUUAUGAGGGACUAUACAGUAGUGUAAUUGCUGCGUCCUAUUGUAAAUGAAUCAGAGAAGUUGCAUGGUUCUUGAUAUGUAACUAUGUUUUGUAUGUCUAAAAACAAACUGAAUUGUUUUGUUAUGAACAGAAAUGGGCCACUUAACAGAAAUAAAGAGAAAAUAAAGGUGUGAAUAGAUUCAGUACAUAAUUGAUUA